Salarias fasciatus (jewelled blenny) is the source of this 2309-nucleotide messenger RNA. RefSeq names its product transmembrane channel-like 4 (gene tmc4). The record is from RefSeq and is a predicted model, not a curated record. Lineage: Eukaryota; Metazoa; Chordata; Actinopteri; Blenniiformes; Blenniidae. Gene Ontology annotation, molecular function: mechanosensitive monoatomic ion channel activity. The transcript has 16 exons. Gene Ontology annotation, cellular component: plasma membrane. Bases 73 to 2154 code for a protein of 693 amino acids.
CCUCGGUGAGAGCAGCUUCACGUCUCUUGAUUCUGAACAAGAGGACAACAGGACUAAAUCUGCAUCUCAAAGAUGGACGGUGGACUCCAGAGAGAAGACCCAGGUGCGAGUUACUUCAGGGAGUCCCUCAGGUUGAGAAGGCGUCCCUCAAGGGUCAGCAAUCAGCUGAACCGGGACUCCAGCUCUGACGAGGAUGAGGAGGAGGAUGAGGUGGACGGUGAGGAUCAGGCCCGGGAGCUGAGGAACACGCCUUUCUCCAUGGCACUGAAGAAGGCGGUCCGACAGGCGCAGCUGAUGAAGAUGCCUGUGGUAUCGAGCUCCAACUCCUGGAAAAUGAAAAGGUCCAAAAUUUUGCGUCAAUUAAAAAGCAGCGCCAGAGAUGUUGUUGGCUAUUUGACUCUGUGGGACAAGACCCUGCAAAAGAUUGGAGGGAACUUCGGAGGUGGUGUCCAGUCUUAUUUUUUGUUCCUGCGGUUCUUGGUGGUUCUCAAUUUUCUUUCUUUCUUGCUGCUUGCGGCUUUCGUCAUAAUCCCCAGCAUCAUCUUCAGUAGAGUGGGAACCAGCUUCAGCAACACUUCAGAGACCCUGAACCUUUGUGCUGACUGUGCAGCUGAAUGCAUGGAGUAUGAGCCCAAUCCUCAAGGCCUGAGGAUGUUCUACAGUUACUUCCUCGACUUACUCUCAGGAACGCAUUUUAUGGAGUAUACCUAUCUGUUUUACGGCUACUACAGCAACACAGUUUUGGAAGACAGAAACUUUUCCUACAACAUCCCCCUAGCCUACCUCUUGACGGCAGUCUUCUACUUGGCCUUUUGUCUCGUUUGCAUCAUUGCACGCAUGGGGACCGCAGCUCGGGUUGCCGUGGUAACGGGAGGCAGCACCGUGGGUAACUACAGCAUGAUCGUCUUUUGCGGAUGGGACUACGGUUGCUUAGGAGACCGAGCCACCAAACUGAAGCAAAGAAACGUCCUGUACCGACUGCAGGUGGAUCUGGAGGAGGAGGCCCUCAAGAGACGGGCAGCUGCUCGCACCCUCAAACAGAGAGUGCUGCUGUACUCUCUGCGUGUCGCCAUGUUUUUCGUUGCACUCGGGCUCAUCAUUGCAGCUUUUGUUGGCAUCUUUGAAGCAACCAACUUCAGUCAGGAAAACAGGCAAGAAGAAGGGUUCCUCAGUUUGCUUUUGGAGUAUCUACCAUCCAUCGUCAUCACAGCUGGAAACUUUGUGGUGCCAAUGCUGUGUGAUCAGAUUGCCUUAAUAGAGCGAUAUACCCCCAGUACUACUGUCAUACUGGCUCUACUGAGGGCUGUGUUUCUUCGUCUGAUGAGUCUUGCCAUCCUCCUUAUAACUUUGUGGCAGCAGAUCACCUGUGAGGGCGACACGGAAAGUCAGAAUUGCAAAUUAUGCCUCUACAACCAUGUAGACUAUCCGUGCUGGGAAACACGCCUUGGGCAGGAGAUGUACAAGUUGACUUUGUUUGACUUCCUCGUCAGCGUCGCUGUCCUCGUCCUGGUCGAGUUUCCACGCAGGAUGGUGGUGGACAACUGGUCCAAUAAGCUGGUUCAGUGGUUUGGUCGUCAACAGUUUACAGUUCCCGCCAACGUCCUGGAGCUGGUUUAUGGGCAGACAGUGGUCUGGACCGGAGCUCUUUUUUGCCCUCUGCUUCCUCUAAUCAGCGUCGUCAAAUUUGUCUUGUUCUUCUACUUCAAGAAGAUCAAUCUUUUCAAUAACUGCCGGCCAGCACUGAGGACAUUUAGAUCCACCACCUCCACCGUCUUCUUCCUGAUGGUGCUGCUGAUUGGCUGGUGUUUGGCCGCGGCUGUUGUGAUUUACAGUAUAGCUGAGAUCCAUCCAUCGAUAAGUUGCGGGCCUUUCCGUGUCUCCUCCAACAUUUGGUCAAUUGUUCCCAGCUCCAUUUUAAACCUCUCUGAAGUUACACAAGAGUUUCUCUUCUUCAUCGGCUCGCAGGCCUUCGCUAUCCCUCUGUGUGUAUUAUCAUGUGUGGUGAUGUGCUACGUCAUAGUUUUAGCUGCUGCCUAUGGAAAAAGUGUUUCACUACUAAGAAAACGGCUUAAAAUGGAAGGCCGCGACAAGCAGUUCUUGGUCAAGCAGAUUGGAGAGCUGACUCGGAAACUUCAAAUACCAAACUCUGAAUGAUGCUGAGCUAUUCAUGCAGAUUAAAGCAGCUGAGAGAACGUGUGUACAUAACAAGCUGCUAUAAGUUGUGCAAUUAAGGUUUUUCCGGACAAUGAUGCAACAGAAAUUUAUUUUGACAAUAAUUUUUUAUAAGGCAGUGCAUUAAAUUGAGAUAU